Molecule: messenger RNA, 2583 nt
Organism: Stomoxys calcitrans (stable fly)
Lineage: Eukaryota; Metazoa; Arthropoda; Insecta; Diptera; Muscidae
Product: probable serine/threonine-protein kinase fhkB
Exons: 3
Coding region: 818-2443 (541 amino acids)
Source: RefSeq, a predicted model, not a curated record
GAAAUAUGUGUCAUAUGGGAAAGGGUAACACUUGUAGUGACAACAACAACAUAAUUACACCAAAAGUAUUCUGUGACAAAAGGUAAUAAAAAUCGUUUAGAGGAUGUGGGCAGGAUGCAUAACACCACGGCCACUCACUCACUCGCUCAUGCAGCAAGUAAGGCUAUGCGGGUUUUCUUUUUCGUUGGAAAACAAACAAAAAUACCGCAGGAAAUCGAUCAAACAUGAAAUCCCUUUGUCUGUCUCGUUGUUUAUUCAUUGACUCCGCCUUGGUUGCCGUGGAGAACGAAAAGUUUGGAUGUGCAUACUACAUCCACAAAGGCAAAAUGAAGGAAAGGAAAGAAAAUCGUCUGCCAGGCGGAAUUGUCAUUUGAGCAGCCAAACCAAAAGUUGUCACAACGCGCUUAGCACGAACAUUUCAAACAUGGUACAAAUAUAGAAAAUACUUGGAACGCAACAUUUAUUAUUUUUUUGGGGGAAGGUGGGCAGAAAAAAUAAGCAAAUAAUUCGCAAAAACAAAAUUUAUGGCCAAAACGUGAAAACCCAUACCCUUCCAAAUUGGAAAAACAAACAAAGAGUAAAACGCCAACAAACUGCAUGACUUACUUAAAUGAUAAGCAAUCAACAUCAUCACCCCUUCUCGUCGUCGUCGUCGUCGUCGUUUCAUCAUCCCCGUUGGCCCCAAAUGGGAGUGGGCCAAGUUAGAGUGAAGACGGUGACAAGAACUUUUGCUAAUCCAUGCAAAGGAUAUGUGUUUUUUGUAAUUCGAACAUUCGAACACGCGGUGUGAACGAAUACCCAUCGAAACUGAGGCGACAUGGCAAACUCAUACGAGCCCGAUACCGAGUCAGACGAGGACUGUGAGGUCUAUUUUUUGAAACCUGUCAAUGAGUAUAAUAUUGUGGAUAAAAUCAAGGAGGCCAACAAGGAAUUAUUCUCACAGGACGUUGAUGGUUUGGCCAACGAUGACAGCAAUGAGAAAAGCGACGAUUUAAUGUCUCCACUGGCGGGCAACCGUAAGGUUAGCUUUGCUGCCAAUUUGGAGGUCUAUGAACCUCAAAGCGGCAUAAGUUUACAGGAAUUGGAGAAAAAGUUGGGCAAAGAACCCUACGAGCCACAGGAGCACAAUACAGAGGAGGGUCCUGCACAAAAGCUGGAAAUAAUCACCGAGGAGGAAGCUUUCAAUGAUACAGAGGAAAUAGAGAAACCAGAAACGCCCCACAGCUCGUCAGAAAAAGGCAACGAAGAUUUUCCCCCAGCGGCAGAGGCCACAGAGGAAAACAUGGCUUCUGCAUCAGUCGAACCUGCUGAUGAGGCCAUUGAGGAGAUAUGUGAAGAAAUCCUUGUAAUGGAUAUGGAAAAUGAAAAUGCAACAGCAACCAAAAUGACCACAAAACCACCCAGCUCCUUAUCGUAUGAGAGCCCGGGAACCCAGCAACGCAAAAUGCUCAAACAAAUUACCUUUGAUUAUGAUGAUGAACAGGAUAAUAAAAGUUUAACCAAUCUUCUUAUAUCGGAUAAUGAAGAUGAAACUGAGGAUGAUGAUGAUGACAAUGGAAACAAAACCCACGAGGAAAUCAGCCUCAAUGAUCCCGACGAACAUUUCGAUUACAAUUGCAAUGAACCCUUAUUGGAAGACAAUGAAACUGAGGAAAAUCAGCAUCACAGCCACCGCUGUCAUAACAGUCAAGCCAACGAAGAGCAGCCAUACAAUGAUGAUGAUGACGACGAAGAUGAUGAUAAACUUUCCAUUAUUGUUGCCUCAUAUCUGCCCGAUGAUGCUUUCGAUUGUGAUCGGGCCUCCCUAACCUCGGACAAUAAGUGUAGCAACCACAAUCAUCAUCAUCAUCAUCAAUCUUUUCGUAACCGCAACAAACUGCCUUUUCGCAGUCGUUUCUCGUUUAAACGCCGCACCAAUCCUUCCAAUGUUGUGGGCUCCUCCUCCUGUGGCGGCAACAACAACAACAAUCGAUUUCUACCACCCCCCGAAGUUACCGACCUAAAGCUGCACUACAAAACCUGCUGUGAGUUUAAGAAUGCCCAACAGAAAUUACCCAAAUACACCGGCUACCUAUCCGAAUAUGGUCUAUCACGUGACCAGCUAGAGGAACGUGAACAGAAAUUACAACAUAAACAACGUUCGUUGCUACAGCAGACCCUUAAGACUUCCGAAGAUGAAAUGCGUAAAAUGCAUGACAAUGAGCGAGCCUUCACCAAAUGGCUGAAGAACAAAAUGAGGUUUCCCAUUAACAAGACACGCAAUAUGUUCGAUGUCAAACGUCCUUUCGGCCUGAGAAAGUGUACAAGUGUCAGUGGCACAAUGGCUUUGACGCCGCCACAACAACAGCACGAUGUUGAGGGCAGCGUGAGCGAGCAGCACAACAUUCAAAUUCCCCAUACCACGCGUUAUCGCAGUAUAAGUGCGAAAUUAAAGAAAAAGUAAAAUACAGAAAGGAAACGAGUCCUUUAAAACAAACACAACACACAAAAAUUUCCAAUUUUGUUUCCUUACUCUCUGUAAGAGAGAGGGAAAUUGAAGUAUUUCAAAAGAAAAAAUAAAUAAAGAAAGAUUUUUUAUGGGAA